CCUCUCUCCCUUCUAAUUCGUCCGUGUCUGGGUCCUAUUACCACGUACACGUACACACGCACACACACUCGUCCAUAUUUUAUUGUUUACUAUGGCUGACAAACUGCAGCUCAACGUGCAAGGCACUGCUGCAACUGUCAUUAGCGAAACACAACUACAUAAACGUUACAUUUCAGUCUGGAAUCGCAAAACACGCUUUGAUGAUGGCCGGGAGAUAGAAUGGGAUGUCGUCGGGCACGACACACCGUAUCCCACUUUUGUUACUGUCUUUACGUUUGAUUCAAAAAAGAAAACGACGUGCAUUCUAAAGGAGUACGCGCAAGGAACAAACGAAGUGAAAUAUACUUGCACAGCUGGAUCAUAUGACCGAAGAAAACACAGCAGUCCACUCGAAUCAGCAGAACAUGAAUUAUCGGAAGAAGCGCGUCUGAAGGGAGGAAAAUGGAUCAACAUGUUGCCCGACGACCAGCCUGACGGCAUCAGCGAACUCAAAUGGGGCAAGAACAGAUUCGUUCCCUAUCUUUGUAUCGAUCCAGAGCAAGAUCCACAACCACGCGCACGCGAUAACGAGGAAUGGAUGGAGGUUAUUAACGAUGUGCCUAUUGCAGACUUGAAACGCUUUAUUACUACCGGACAGGUCAUGCUGCCCAGUGUUCAAACUGCCUGGAUGGCUCUCGACUACCUUGCUGAACAUGGUUUGCUCUGA
This is a messenger RNA of Zychaea mexicana, 706 nucleotides long. RefSeq lists its product as uncharacterized. The coding region runs from base 92 to 706 and encodes 204 amino acids. The transcript has 5 exons. Lineage: Eukaryota; Fungi; Mucoromycota; Mucoromycetes; Mucorales; Lichtheimiaceae. The record is from RefSeq and is a predicted model, not a curated record.